AUGAUAAACUUAAAAUUGAUUUACUUUAUUCGACAUGUUGCUGAAGAAUUAAGAAUAUUAAUUGUUAAAACAGUUUCGAAAGGUCAUAAAAUGUCAAUUAAUGAUGCAACACAAGAAUUUAAUAACAUGUUUAACUUAAAACUUCAAAUUAUUAACGAUAGUUUUAAUCCUACUGAUCAUUUAAAUCAAGCAGUAAAAUUUAUUUAUGGUAAUUAUAAUAUAUUUGAAAGAACAUAUCUAGUGGAAAAAGCAAAUAUAUUACGAUAUAUACCAUUUAUUCAAGAUUUAAUCUAUGGGAAAAUUUCAGAUGAUGGAAUUACAGAAUUGAUAAAAGAUGAAGACAAAAAAAUUAUAGCUGAUUAUUCAAUGUUGGAAGAACAUACAUUUUUGAUUGAUCGAUCCGAUAAAUACACAUUAAAUACAAUAAAAAAAUUUGAACAUUUGAACAAGGACAUAUUAGAAGAUGAGUAUCAUAACUAUCACAAACAACUAAGACAAGAUGCGAUAAUAUUAGCAAAAUAA
This is a messenger RNA of Didymodactylos carnosus, 522 nucleotides long. The record is from the annotation of a GenBank genome assembly. NCBI's taxonomy places the organism in Eukaryota, Metazoa, Rotifera, Eurotatoria, Philodinida, Philodinidae.